Molecule: messenger RNA, 853 nt
Organism: Canis lupus familiaris (dog)
Lineage: Eukaryota; Metazoa; Chordata; Mammalia; Carnivora; Canidae
Exons: 2
Coding region: 28-651 (207 amino acids)
Source: RefSeq, a predicted model, not a curated record
UCUCUGACCAGAGGGGGCUCCGUUAAGAUGGUGGGGCAGGGGAAGAGGAUGGAGAGUGGUGGGGUUCUCAGGGAGCAGGACGAGUCCGGGGGAGCCUGCCAGCCCCGCACUCUGCCACAGUGUGGUGUCCGGGCCUACAGAUCAAACAGCAGCAGUGGAGGAAACCGAGGCCCAGGGGUCAAGAAGUUCGUCAGGAUCUGGGAGACCCGGGAAAGACCCUCCUCACCACCGCCCUGGGAGCGGAGCUCGACGGAAGACCCUGGCUCUGGUCCCCGCCAGGUCACCGUGACUCGGCCACCCGGCCGCCCGACCCCGUGGAACGCAGUUAACAGUACCCACGCGAGACGCUCUCAGGCCUCCGAGUGGACACACAGCAGGUCCGGAGGGGCCCGGCGCCUGCGCUGGAGCCUUGGCUGCCUCACCCUCCAGGGCCCCGCUCGCCCUCCCCGGUGGGUUAGGGCUUCCUUCCCCUCGGUCCUCAAACGCCGGGGCUCCCUCUGGGGCUCCAGGCCACCUCCACGCCCUCUUCCCCUCUCCUCAAAAGUCCGGGGUCCCUCGCGUCUGGCCGCGCAGCCUCAGCACGUGCCCGACAUUCCACAUUCGUCCCCCACAUUUCCCAGCGUCCCUUGCAGGUGGGCUGAGGCCACGUGACACUUCUGGCCAAUGAGCUAGCGGCGAGGCGCGACCACGCCCAUCACCUCCGGGCUGGGGCGCAGGCGCGGGUGUCCCGGGCCCGGCCUCUCGCGGGGGCCGCGGCGGUCCUCGUGGGUGCAGACGGCGGAUCUGAGGUGGAGGGCGCCGGGGUCUCCGACUCACUGGUCGGAGCUUAUCCUCUGCCAGCCCCCUGUGAACU